Cydia pomonella (codling moth) is the source of this 4828-nucleotide messenger RNA. RefSeq lists its product as uncharacterized. The record is from RefSeq and is a predicted model, not a curated record. The coding region runs from base 419 to 1000 and encodes 193 amino acids. Gene Ontology annotation, cellular component: extracellular region. NCBI's taxonomy places the organism in Eukaryota, Metazoa, Arthropoda, Insecta, Lepidoptera, Tortricidae. The transcript is spliced from 4 exons. Gene Ontology annotation, molecular function: chitin binding.
GUUGGGGCCUUUGAUAUGAGCGGGAUAUUUAAAUUCUAAAGAAGUUGCUAGAAAAACAUCAAUUUGAUUGUCAUUUAGAUUCACCUAAUAGCGCUUCUUCAAAGGUUAUACUAGCGAAUAGAGUUGGGUGAAGCCGGCUCCGCUGGCAUUGCGCGCUCGGCGGUCCCCGAAAGUACACGUGCGCUUCGUUACGCAACCGACAAGGCAGCGUCCCGUCCGCGCCUCGCGUAACUUAUCCACCACAACAUAAUUCCAAGCUGCGUUACGAAAUUCAUCAAUCCUUUACGAGACCUUCAGUUAACUUCAAUGCUGUCUGAAACAGUUUUUGAUCGUGACACGGUUAAAUCAAAUAUGUGCACGCGCAUGUCCCAAUGGUGAUUUGUUUUGAUUGUUAGAAGCCAGUUUUUGGUUUGCGAAGAUGAUUAGGAUAAAAGUUUUCUUCACCUUACUCGUGGUAUUGCUCUGCAUAGCGGCGAAAUCGGAGAGUUCGGAGACAGGGCAGCGCGUAAAACGCAUCCGCGCCGACAGCGCGCCGGUGGCGCGCGACCCGGCGCAGGCGCUGGACGCGCCCGAGCCUGACGCGGCGGCGCCCGCGCCCGUCGCCUUUCUCAGCCCCUCUGUCAAGGAGUAUUUGGAGCUCGGGAUGGCCAUACCCGGUAAACCCGGGACGGACUACCCGGUACUGGGCGCGGUUCCGUAUACCAACUUCUACUGCGACGACCAGCCCUACCCCGGCUUCUUCGCCGACAUGGAGACGCGCUGCCAAGCCUGGCACUACUGCGAUAUCGACGGGCGGCAGGCCUCGUUCCUGUGCCCGAACGGCACGGUGUUCUCGCAGGGCGUGGCGUCGUGCGACUGGUGGUUCAACGUGCGCUGCGCGCUGUCGCCCGCGCUCUACCCGCUCAACGCGCGCCUGUACCGGCGGAAGUCGCGGAAGCAGGCCAGGCCCGAACCGCACCGAGUCAUUGACAAGCAGUUGCUGGAUGAGAUCUUUCUGUAAACAUGUAUAUACUCGUAGUUGAAAUUUUCUAAGUUGAUUUUUUGGGCUUAACCCCUCGUAUGCUGCCUGUUAAAUUAGAUAAUUGAAAAAGUAAAACAAUAAGUAAAUUUCAAUUACCACGCACGGAUACGUGUCUAAGCAUACGAGGGUUUAAACUCUUAAUCUGUGAAACUUUUGGAAUGAAAUGUAACAUACAUUUGAACCAUAUAAAUCAUGUCCACAGUCAUGACGAAUUCAGUAGCAAAGAGCUGCAUAAAAGAAACAAAACCUUUUUUUAUCAGAUUAAGAGCUUAAGCUAAAAAAACACAUGAGAAGAUUCUAAUUAUACUUCAAGGGAUAAGACGCUUGCGCCACGAAUGCCACGAUGGCAGCCGAUAACAGCGCGACCAUCUUAGGCCCGCUAGUGGUUCAUAAUUGGAAGCAUACAACUAAAAGGGUAACUGGAGAUAGUGUAAGGACUCUAACCUCUCUAGCCCCAUCCGGUAUAAGUAAACAGCUUUUAACUUAACGCGAUUAGAAUCGGCUUAAGUUUACUCUGCAUGGCAUUUGCAGUGACAAGGAGUGGAAAUGUCAUAAUUAAUUUAAAAUUUCUAUGAAAUUAUACCUACGUUUAUAAUAUGACAAUUUCCAGUUAUUUUUGGAUUAUCACUACUUAUAUCUGUGGACCUACCGUGGACAUCGAAGUAAAUAAAUUACGAGCACAGUGAUUAUAAAAUUUGCCUUAAAUGGAGUAAAAGAGGAAGAUUCCCGCAAUUUACGAACGUCGGUUUUCGCGGUUAGUGCUCCUCAGGACCCAUUCGACUGUUGUGCAUACCUAAAAUAAAUAGGAUUAAGCAAGUAUAUAAGUAAUACUGUAUUUAAAUAUGCCUAUAUAGGCUUGGAAUGCUUCAUGUGAUACCACAUACAUAAACCACGCCUAAACGGCUUAAAUUACAAUAACCCGCCUAAUUUGGUAGAAAAAAUUCUGUGAAGUUGUAAAGAAUCUUUAUGCUGUGCUCUCGUUAUUAAUUUUGAAGUUUUUACGUACCUACCUACCAGUGGCGGCGCGUCACAAACAUUCGUAGGGAACCCGGAGCAAAUUUUGCUUUCCUUUUCUCCAUGAACCGAUCAUGAAAGUACUCAACGGGCUGAAGUUUAGACAAGCCGGUGGGAAUCGAGUUCUUUGAACGAUCCGCCACUGCUACCUACUACCCAGUUUGUAUUCGGAUUUCUUUCAUUGCUAUUUUUUUCUAAGCGAAAAAGUAUCGUUUACAAGUUUCUUCUGAUUUGAAUUGCCAAGUAGAUACACCUCGUUAAAUUUAGGUGUUCUUGGCGUUCAAAAUGUUAUAAGUAAUAUAAUUCGGAAUGGCAUAGAUAUUCGGUUAUAUUGACUAUAUAUGUGAAAAAAAAAAAAUUGAAUUUUGAUAUGUCACUAAAUUAAUCAAACUGAAAUGUUAUUAAUCUGGUAUGGUCCGUCUAUAGUUAACUUUAACAUUUGUUAUGAAAUAAUAUAGUUGAAUACUGCGUUAUGUGCGACUCGGAAUCGGAGGUCAUGUCAAAGUCGCAAUUCAUUUUAAAAAUAUUAUUUUUUUCCUUAAGGCCGACUCACGAUUUACCAGUUUUUUAUUAUCUGUUAAGUUAUCAUGUUGUAUAUUUUUCUUCAUUAUCAUACCGAGAUUAUAUAGAUAAAAAAAUUAGGAAAAAUACUUUGCUUGUAUGAGAGUCUGUCAUUUAUAAAAAAAAUAUUAUAGUUUAAUUUGGCUUUUUCCCAUAGAAAAUGGGUUACAAACUUACAAAUCUUAUCAAACAUUAUCUAAUACAGUAUUUAUAAUAUUGUAAGCCAUAAAUUAUAAAUGGUGGCAUAAUUUGUUGUUGUUUCUAUAACUUUUUAUUCUCUGGUUGCUUCAUAGUCAGCCUUAGUGAAGAAAAAGAAAGCCCAUGUUGGGUUACACUUACCCGUUUUUAGAUAAUAUGUAAUUGUAAUGUAAGAUAAAACACUGCCAUUUUUUAUUGUGCUUCUAGAAUUAAGUCAAGGAUUAAUUUAAGAAAUCGAUUGCGUUGUUCUACACCAACAUUGAUUGUAAGUAAUAACAGAAAAAAUGCCUAAAAUGUUUUCCGGUCCAUACUGUAUUGUUUCAACUGUUCUGUACUAAUCGUCCAGUGUCAGUCGUAUUAAACGGUCUCCAAUUGUUUUGUUCCAAAGCGAUGAAUUUGCCACAACGACUAUAGUGUCUUAAAUUAUGAACUGUGUCAGAUGACCCAGUAUUUAGGGGCAGUACUCACUGAUACCUGCAUGCUAAAUUCGUUGCAUUUAUUAAGCCGGCAAAUAUCCAAUGCAAUUAUCGGUGAGAUCUGUAGAGGCCCUUAAUAACGUCUUGUCCUACCGUCCAGUCAAAAGUAAUUGGAAUGAGUUGUAGAGGCCUUAAUAACGUUCUGUCUUCAACAUGUCAAGUAAGUAAUCGGAUUGCGCACCUUUAAAUUUCGUCUGGCUGCAAUAGAAAGGUGUGACGGAUAAAAUCCGACACUUGUUACGCCGGAUAUUGCAUCAAGGAUAUUUUUCCUCUCUGUCACGCAGUUCAGACAGACAGACCUUUAUAUUCCUGCAGUUUAUGUUUCUCACUGUUUCUGUGGGAAGAAUUAUAUUGAAAAGUUCAGCGGAAAUAUUUCGUAUUGACUAGAUUGCUUGAGCAUCGGAAAAACAGAGCCUGGGUUCUGCGAUGACGGACUAUGUAUCGAAUUCGGAUUCGAGGCAAGAAGUAAUUGAUUAAGAAGUCGGUUGGAUAUGGUAGAUAACCAUGCUGUCGAGAGAAAGAAUCGAUGAAAAGCGAGAAAAAGUAAAGUUUGAACAUCCAUGAUUUAUCAUCAUUUGAACAUUGUGUUAAAUUCACUUUAUAAUCAUUAGCGUCUCUCGAGCGUCGGCGUCUAGUCAGCGCUAUGGAAAAUAGCGUCGCUGCGCAGUUGCGCCAACGUUGCGUCGAGCAGCGGCUAUAGAUAGUUGACUUUUAAACGUCGUCGCUCGGGAGACGCUGGAUUUUGGGGUGGCUCUUAAUGAUGAAAUAUGAUGAUCUGUCUCAUGGUCCUACUGACAGGACAAUCGGGGGCAUAUAAAAAGAACUGCCAGUGUAAUAGGUACCUAAAUAUAAUAUUCCAAAUGAGUCUUUAUACCAAACUAGUGCCUACGCCAAAUCUUGGGAUUAGUUGUCAAGCGGACCCCAGGCUCCCAUGACCCGUGGCAAAAUGCCGGAACAACACGAGGAAGAAGAGAGAGUCCUUAUACCAUAUCAGAGCUGAGACUUGAUCGUAUUGCACUUGAUGUUCUAGGGCCGGACAUUAUGAUUUAUGAGGCUAAGACACGGAACGAUUUAACAAAGUGGAUAGUUUGAAACACUGGACAAUAUGGACCGGAGCCCUAUUGAGGAUGUCUGUAGCGGAGUAAGCCUAAAAUGUAAACAAAAAAAAAUAUAAUUUAACAAUCUAGUCUUCCAACUAUAUUUUUUUCUGGAGUUGGGCUGCUUCUCACACAGUUUAUAUAUCAUCAGUAAAAAACUAAAAGUACCUAAGUAUAUUGAUGGUUCGAUUAGCGAUUUGUGAAUACUUACCCGUUUUUAGCUAGAAUGCAUUUUACUAGUUAAGUAAACCUAGUAGGGUAGGACGUUUUUGUACGAACAGAACAACUAUAAAAAGUAUUUUCAAUGUAACAUUCCUAAUUUGCGUAUGCUGUAAAUACGAGUAGGUACUUACAAAGAUUGUGGUGCUUACCUAUUAGUCGGAAAGGAAACUUAUACAGUAAGUAAUUAUAUGGAUAAGGGUGAUAACAAUAACGAUGGUGGAAUAAAAUGUGAUACAUGA